AUGGCCGUUUCCACAGCACCACCACCAGCAGAUCCCCCCUCCUCCUCCACCACAAUCACCACCACCACCACCGCCACCGCCACCAGACCUCUCUUCCCCAACCCACCACAAUCAACAAACUCAAGACCCCUAACCCCUCCUCCACUACACCACCACCCACCACCAUCCCAUCACUACCACCACCACCAACAACAACAAGCCCACCCCCGCUAUGCAGCUCAACCCUUUCUCAGCAUUGCUCCAAGAAUCACCGCUAGUCAAAUUCACCCACCAGUACCCACCAAUAAACACCACCGUCAUGACCCACCACCGCCGCCACAGGGAUUUCUUUACCCAGUUGCUUCCUCGGGCAGUUUUCUUCCGAAGCCGAUUCGGCCCGCCGAACCGACCGUCACGAUUGCUAAUCCCGGUGGAUACCCAUCUCGCCCAGUGGUUCAGUACCCUCAGACUCACCCAGUGAGGCCAUUUGGGUUCAAUCAUUCGGAGCAAGGUCAGGGUCAGAUUGUGCACUAUAUCAGGCCGACCCACUUCCAGCACACUCUUCUUGGGUCUAAUGGUGGAGUGAUGCCCGGUGUGGUCAAGGGGGUUCCGGUUUCUUCUCAACCCAAGGUUGCUCUUUCUCCCACAGUUCCUGAUUGUAAAGGCUUCAAAGAUAUUAGUGAUAGAAGCAGGGAUGAUACUUUUGCAACCAUUAGAGAUCGAAAGGUCAUAAUAUCUGGUGGUGCUUCUCUUUAUGCUCUCUGUCGAUCGUGGUUGAGGAAUGGCUUUUCUGAAGAAAGUCAGCCACAGUACAUGGAUGGUGUGAGGUCUCUUCCCAGACCUUUGCCCAUACUUGUGGGAGGCGCACAUUCGCCAAUUAGAAAGGAGGAUGAUAAAGAAGAGGAGGAAGAGACUUUGAUUAGUUUCAAGUUGAAUGCUGAGAAUAUCUUUGUUUUGAGAGUUUGGGAUGAGGUAUCUGGUGAGCAAGUAUCUUCACAAGAGCUAUUGCAAAGACAUAUCAAGCGUGCUAAAAAGGUUCGGGCACGUUUAAGAGAAGAAAGGCUACAGAGAAUUGCAAGGUACAAAACUCGGCUUGCUCUUCUCAUCCCCCCAAUUGUAGAGCAGCAGUUAAGCAAUGAUACAAGUGCUGGAAACUGAAAUGCCUGAAUGAUCUUUGAGAUGACGAUGGAUAUUGGGCUCCUUCAUCCGCAUUGUGCCAAAGGAUAAUAGAUACUUGAUGAGUUUUCUCAAGAUGAGAUCGAAAGAUGAAGCUCUCAAAUGUGUGGCACGAUAUUGUUGUAAAGUCCGUGUAUUUGAACGUGUGCAGGUAAAAUCAGUGUAUCACCGAUUGGGUUUUUAUAACUGAUUUAACUUAAAAAAUUUGAGUUAGUUCAGUGUUCUUGCGAUUAUGUUGUUUUAGUGUUAUCAGCCUUUCAAUAGAGUAUAGUGAUUUUUUUUGACUUCAUGGUUGGAGAUUGGAGGACUUGAACAAAUGAAUCACCUUCUUUGUUUUGUCAUCAGCCUUGUGUUGGCUUAAUCUUCUUUGGAUCACAGUCAUCCUGGACCAUUUGGUCUCUAUAUAUGAUUUUCAAAUAGAUUUUUAUGUUAAUCUGGACCAUUAAUCUUCAAGCUGUUGUAAUACUGUUGUCAUUUGUUCUAUAACAAGUUGCCUU
This is a messenger RNA of Ilex paraguariensis (yerba mate), 1652 nucleotides long. The record is from the annotation of a GenBank genome assembly. Lineage: Eukaryota; Viridiplantae; Streptophyta; Magnoliopsida; Aquifoliales; Aquifoliaceae.